Messenger RNA from Xenopus tropicalis (tropical clawed frog), 1354 nucleotides. RefSeq names its product Ig-like receptor 1 (gene xilr1). The transcript has 6 exons. The record is from RefSeq and is a predicted model, not a curated record. NCBI's taxonomy places the organism in Eukaryota, Metazoa, Chordata, Amphibia, Anura, Pipidae. The coding region runs from base 110 to 1183 and encodes 357 amino acids.
AAGUGUUUGUAAAAGGUUCCUUAUUGUGAAAUGGUAAACUUUCUACAAGUUUCACUUCUCAGUUCUCACAUCCAGAUGAUAUAGUCGCUGUCCCUACAGCCACGUGAAAAUGCUUGUCUCUGUGAUCUUACUUUAUAUAGCCUAUACUUUACAGAAUAGGAGGAUCCUGGCUUCUGAAGCAGAAAGGGUCGAUUACCCUAGGAUAUCUGUUAUUCCAAGCCUCUACAUUGAUAUUGGGAGCAAUGUGACCAUCCAGUGCCAAGGAACCAAGCAAGAGGACAAGUUCAUUCUAUAUAAAAACGGAGCGCCAUUGAUAGAGGGGCCACUUGUAGGGCAAACAGCGAAUUUUUACCUACAAGAUGCAAGAAAAACAGAUGCUGGAAAUUACUUCUGUAUGAGGAAAUCAGACGCCAGGAUUACCAAUCAUAAAACAAUAACAGUCAAAGGGGCAGAUGACACUGUGCAGAUAUGGGCUUUGCCCAGUACCAACAUCUCCGUGGGAGGAAACCUCACCAUCCUGUGCCAAAGGGCAGAGCAAGGAGAUACCUUUGUUUUAUAUAAGGAUGAAGAUAUUGUAUCAGAGCAGGAACCUGCAGGAGGAAUAGCCCAAUUCCACUUAUACCAUGUACAGGCAAAGAAUGCAGGGAUAUACUACUGCCUGAGAAAAUCCAGCCAAUCAAAAGUCAAGUUUAGCAAUCAAAUACAUGUUACAAUAGAAGGGGCAGAUGACACUGUGCAGAUAUGGGCUUUGCCCAGUACCAACAUCUCCGUGGGAGGAAACCUCACCAUCCUGUGCCAAAGGGCAGAGCAAGGAGAUACCUUUGUUUUAUAUAAGGAUGAAGAUAUUGUAUCAGAGCAGGAACCUGCAGGAGCAAUAGCCCAAUUUCACAUAUACCAUGUACAGCCAAAGGAUACAGGGCCAUACUACUGCCUGAGAAAAUCCAGCCAAUCAGACUUUGAGCUUAGCGAUCAAAUAGAUAUUAUUAUAGAAGGUACAGGUAACGAGGUUUCCAGACAGAAUACAGAUUACACCAUAUCAAAUACAGUACGUCUUGCACUGGCAGGACUCCUGCUUACAGUCACCAUUCUCCUUGCUACUGAGAACUGCCAUACCAAGAAGAGCCAGCUACAAAAUGAAGAACUGAGCCAUUACCACUAUAAUAUAUAUUCUGUUCAGUGUUAGGCCUCUCUGUAAUUCCAAAGUGAUGGACAUGAACAAAAUGAAAAGCAAUUAAAAGAUAAAAUCGUAUCACCUUCAGGCCCGGACUGGCAAUUUGUAUAUUAAGGCGAAUGCCAGAGGGGCAUUUGGAAUGAAUGUUUUCUUUCCUGUUAAAAUAAAGAUGUUAUAAAUGUA